CUACCCAAACACGUCGACAUGGAGAAGAUAAACAGAAAAGUGGCACAGUCGCUGCUGACGCUGUGUUACAUCUGAGGUGGGCGUUUAAAUAUUUGUGGAACACGGCGUUGGCUUUCAUCUUCAUUAAACCGGCUUGUAUUUUAUUGACGCUCCAUUGUUAAGGCCACAGCUAAUGGUCCUGAAAACAUGGAGAGUGACCUGAAACCCCAGGAUCAAAAGGACUUAGACAAGUUUAUUAAGUUCUUUGCAUUGAAGACUGUCCAGGUGAUAGUCCAAGCCAGGCUCGGAGAGAAGAUCUGCACUCGCUCGUCCUCUUCGCCUACUGGAUCUGACUGGUUUAAUUUGGCCAUCAAAGACAUCCCAGAGGUUACUCAUGAAGCCAAAAAGGCACUGGCUGGCCAACUUCCAGGCAUUGGACGCUCCAUGUGUGUUGAGAUCUCCCUCAAGACAUCAGAGGGUGACUCAAUGGAGUUAGAGACUUGGUGCCUGGAGAUGAAUGAAAAGUGCGAUAAGGAAAUCAAGGUGUCAUAUGCAGUCUAUAAUCGUCUGUCUGUCCUCCUGAAGUCUCUGCUGGCCAUCACCAGAGUCACACCUGCUUAUAAACUGUCCAGGAAGCAGGGACAUGACUAUGUCAUACUAUACAGGAUCUACUUUGGGGAGGUCCAGCUGAGUGGAUUAGGGGAAGGUUUCCAAACGGUGCGUGUUGGAGUCGUCGGCACCCCUAUCGGCACAAUCACACUUUCGUGUGCCUACCGCACAAAUCUGGCAUUCAUGUCUAACAGGCACUUUGAAAGGUCGGCUCCUAUCAUGGGGAUCAUCGUGGAUCACUUUGUGGAUCCUCCCUGCAGCAGCCAGCGUCCAGCAAACAUGGGACAUCCCUGCAACUACAGAGCUCCAGAUGAAGAGGACGGAGGACAGUUCGCAGGCGUUCAGGACUCACAGGAGGUCUGCACCACCUCCUUCUCCACCUCCCCUCCCUCUCAGUGUGUGUGUACACUGAGCCCGUCUCCUUCUAAACUGCCCAAGCCCCUCCCACUGGACAGUCUGCAGCUCCCACUGGCUCCUGGACUUGUCACUCACACACUGUAUGCUUCCAGAUUAUCCUACCAGCCGCCAGCUCUGGCAGGAGCUACAGAGCUUUGCCACGCUGCUGCCAAUCCAAACCAGGUAUUGCAUCCUGGGAAGGAAGGCGGGACUCUGUUGAUCCCCACUCAGCCUCCUCAUGGAGCAGAUGGUCAUCUGACAGUAGAGCAUGCCCCCAACACACCGAGCAGCAGUGGCGAUGAUGACGGCUUGUUGCAGAGCGGAGAAGGGCGCAAAGAAGAAGGGAGGAGGAGCGUGUCCCCCUCUGACCCUGUGGAGUCGCUCAAUGCAUUCACAAGGAAGGUCGGAGCCUUUGUUAAUAAGCCCAGCGCACAGAUAACAGCCGCCAGUCUGGACCUGCCAUUUGCUGCAUUUGCUCCUCGAGGCCUGGACUCAGAGGAGAAUGAUCCCAUGGUUCAUCCUCCAGACUCUCCUCCCUGCCCGUCCCCCCUGCAGGGCAGCCUUCAUUCUCAGGGCUCAGAGGAAUCAGGGCAGCAGGACGACUUCGUCAUGGUCGACUUUCGUCCCGCUUUCUCUAAAGACGACUUGUUGCCGAUGGAUCUGGGCACCUUCUACAGGGAGUUUCAGAACCCUCCACAGCUGGCCAGCCUCUCAAUUCACAUCAGCUCCCAGUCCAUGGCUGACGACCUGGACUCGCUGCCGGAGAAAUUGCGGGUCUACGAGAAAAACAUCGACGAGUUCGACGCCUUUGUGGACAUGCUUCAGUAGAUGAGGAGUGAGGACGAAGGCUGACAGUAGAGCAGGACUACCUGUGAGACAUGGACAGUGAAAACUUAAUGAAAGGGAGAAGCAGACUGGAGGCUCCUCUAGUUGUUUGUCCAGUGAAAAUUACUCAGACUAAAUCACCGUGUUUCAAUGUGAAAUUCUCCUUCCUGUUGAGUAUGCUUACCAGCUUGUACGUCUUCACUGUAAAUAUUGUAUUAUCUCCUGCAACACUGACACACAUCCCCCCUGUGGUCCGGUAGGGUCGAUCCAACUAAGGUCUUCAUUUUCUCUGUGGCAUAAAUCUGCUCUCCUCCUUAGUGUGUAAUCAGAGUAGAUGAUCAUGGGUCUUUCUGUCACUUCAGACAGCCAUGCAAAUCCAAGGACUACCUGCAUUCAUGCAAACUGUAGCUCACCAUAAUCAACCCCCCAUCGCUGAACACUACUCGCCUCUGAAGUGUUUCUCCACACCAUGGCCUUUCUGAUAUCUGAGCUAAAGCCGAUGGAUCUACAAGUCAAACCAGUAUGUUUUGCGUCAUAGGUUUCUCUUUAAAGCUCGUCUGGACACAAAGUUUCUCCGUAGCCUGACACAGGAUUCCUGUGUUCAGCUUUACAGUGCAGUAGGGCUCACUCAUUGUCCCUCAGCAGGUUUUCCCAGCUGGUCUGGGGAUUUAAACUGACAACUUCAGUGUUUGCAAAUGUCCCCAGUGGAAUGUAAAGUGAAUUAAGCGCUGUACAGAAAAACCUUUCCAUGCUUCCGCAGUUUGCUUUGGAACAACACUCAGUUGCCGGUUAACGACGUGCACCUAGCUAAAACUAAUAACAUCCCCUGGAAUAAAACAUGCCAGUUUUUCUAGAAACUUAAUGCUCCUUUUGGAGGCUGAUAAUUGUGAAUUACAGCGAACGACAAUAAAAGUUACCACCACCUCAAAUUGCAGCCUUGAAAAUGACCAUGAGGUGUAAUCAGUCCCAGUUUAAUCAAGAACUCUACAUAACCUGCAUUGACACUGGAUUUAUUGCAGGACGUUAGUUUGAGCUUUCCAGUAGACUGGUGUUUACCACGUGCUGUUCAACAUGCUCAUGUAUAUUUGAUUUUAGUUUUUAAAGAGGGAAAUACUUCCAGCUGUCUACAGAGGGUAACAUUCAGGACUGUUCAGUUUGGUUGAAAGCUUUAAACUUUUCUUUUGGCAUAGAUGUCCCAAUAAAGCAUGGCUGCUCUAUUCAACUUGUAAAA
Messenger RNA from Archocentrus centrarchus (flier cichlid), 3040 nucleotides. It is a transcript of the gene atg13, whose product is annotated as ATG13 autophagy related 13 homolog (S. cerevisiae). NCBI's taxonomy places the organism in Eukaryota, Metazoa, Chordata, Actinopteri, Cichliformes, Cichlidae. The transcript is spliced from 18 exons. The record is from RefSeq and is a predicted model, not a curated record. Gene Ontology annotation, biological process: mitophagy; protein localization to phagophore assembly site; autophagosome assembly. Gene Ontology annotation, cellular component: cytosol; phagophore assembly site; Atg1/ULK1 kinase complex. The coding region runs from base 187 to 1812 and encodes 541 amino acids.